AUGGAAGACGACACAGAUGGCGCGUUUCACGACGCUACGCCUACACCACCAGGCCCGGAUCUGAUCUCCGGCCUGCCCGCGGAGUUGAAGUACAUGGUGGUGAGCAAGAUUACCAACAAAAAAGACCUUUCCAACUUGUGUCUCAUGAGCAAAACCUGGAAUGAUGUCGCGCAACCUGCACUGUGGCACGCGUUUGAAAUCCCAAUCUAUGGCAGAAAAAAGUCGCACAGGCUAUUGGACGCAUUAGCUAACCCAGCUUGCAUUCCAGCAAAGCACAUCCGACGGAUCAGACUGUCGUCGAUCUAUUACUGUCAUCAAUCGUUGGAAAAGCAAAUAUGGGAGACAUUGGGGCUUAUCAGCCUGAAUUCUUUGGCGGAGUUUUGUGCUGAGGACGUUCCUAGCUUCAGGAUCUUCGAGAUCUUGAAGAACCAAAGCCGUCUUACCGAUCUUACGGUAAAGAACUUGGAAGUCGAAGGAGAACACGGCACCCCGGACAUCAGAACCCAAUUGCACCAAGAGCUGGCUUUGCAAAACCUUUACUUUGCUUCUGAGUUGCAUUCCAAGACUGAAAAUGUAGAUGAGGAGUUUUCAGCUAUUAUCCCCAUCAUUAUGAAGUCCCCUAGACUUCAGAAGCUCUCAAUCAACAUCACCAAAUAUUAUGACGGCCCACUUACAUUUCCGGCUUCUGUCUUCAACCGACUAUUCAUGUCAUCGAGGAGCACACCAAUAACGGAGCUCAGACUAAAAGGCAUUGAUCUUACCAAAGUCAACCACUCGGACCUCACAACCCUUAGCUUCGACGCCUUGAGGGUCCUACAUUUAGAAGAGUGUACUUCAACGGCGCCUCUUCUGGAUAGUCUCGCCGCCAUGCACAGGCAGUUGCAAGAACAAAAGUCGCAGGCCAAGCUAGAGGCAUUCGCUUACGUCACGCCACAACAUGACAAACCUGAAUGGCCAACGUUACGAUCUAGCCUCAAGAGAUUUCUCUCUUCCUUCUCAAGUCUGCACCGAUUGACAAUUGUAUGUCGGGACGAUGACUACACAUGGCUAGGUUUCGAGCUUUUCGAACUGCACGCCUCUACGCUUGAGUUCCUACUUUUUGAGUCAGAAGCGUACCCUCUGGAAGAUCUCAAGUUGAUCUGUACGCAUUGUGAACACAUCGAACAGCUCGGCAUGCCACUUCCAGAUACGUCGGACGAGCCCAAGGACAACCAGAUUCACUACGAGAAUGACGAAAUUCCUUCAUAUUUGAAACAGCUUGCUCGUCUUCCAAAGCUGCACACUUUGCGGAUUACGUCUGGAGACUAUCUCCGGUAUUUGAAUGACAGCGCCCUGGCCAGAUCGUGUCUUCUAGAUCUAAUCAGACACGGGAGCAAGAUCCAGGUCUGCGCAGUCCUGCUGGUGUCUCCAUUCGAAAACUGCGACUAUCCGGUAUACUGUCGUGUUCCCGCACGACGAGACGCAGAUGGGUGUACUGGAGAAGCUAAAGUGGUGAAGGUGGAAUACGGUGAUGCGAAUCUGGAUCUGGAGAAGACAUCUAUACUCGGGGACUAUCACCCGGAGGAAUGGGAUGUUCACUUCAAACCGCUAUGAGAUUAACCUUUUCUACCUCUUUAUAAUAUUGGGAAACACUCAAUAUAGCUUGCUGGCUGCCAAAGUCAGUGAUAGGACAAGACUUCUCUUACCUUUCCGGUAAAAGAAAUAUUGUCACGAGACUAUACCUAGCUACAAUUCGGACAGCUCUUGUCACCGUUUGGGGUUGCAAUAUGCGCCCUGCAAUACAUAACAAUACUCUACC
This is a messenger RNA of Mytilinidion resinicola, 1798 nucleotides long. RefSeq lists its product as uncharacterized. NCBI's taxonomy places the organism in Eukaryota, Fungi, Ascomycota, Dothideomycetes, Mytilinidiales, Mytilinidiaceae. The record is from RefSeq and is a predicted model, not a curated record. Gene Ontology annotation, molecular function: protein binding. The coding region runs from base 1 to 1593 and encodes 530 amino acids. The transcript is spliced from 3 exons.